Rhagoletis pomonella (apple maggot) is the source of this 2120-nucleotide messenger RNA. RefSeq names its product protein Star-like. Bases 648 to 2120 code for a protein of 490 amino acids. The record is from RefSeq and is a predicted model, not a curated record. The transcript is spliced from 3 exons. NCBI's taxonomy places the organism in Eukaryota, Metazoa, Arthropoda, Insecta, Diptera, Tephritidae.
CCUUCGAUAUUGCCAUCGCAAUCGCCGGCUAAGCAACCAAGGCAAUAUCCGUGCAGCCGUUCAUGCGUGCAGCCCUUUGCAUUCGUACACAUUUCGCGCCACCACCCUCGGGCAACUGACAUUAGCUUAACACAAAUCCCUGUCGCGUUUUCGCGACGUUCUCCAACAAACCUUGUGCGCUUUUGACAUUUACCAACUUGGCAUAUCGCUACAUUCCUGCGGCCAUACAGUGCUUGUUGAGUAGUUCAGUGUGCAGUUUCAGUACAAAGCACCAAGCACAGCUCAGCUAGUCAAAAGGUGUCGAAAAGUACUUUUCAACAGUUGCGUCAGUUGGACGUCGGUGGCCUAAUUGAACGUUCCAUUACACAUAUUUGGAAUAAUAAAUAGUAGAAACAGUGAGCAACAUUUUUUGUAUACCACUGGAUCAUCAUUCAAAAAGCGUUAAAGAUUGAAACUUUCGAAAGCAAAUUAAUGUGCAAAACAGUACAAAAUGUGCUACAUCAGUCGCUGUAAACGAAAAACUUUACUUUUGGUAAAUUCAAGUAGAAAACUUUAAUAUCCACUACAAAACUACUCUUACCUUAAACCUGUGAAACAAAAAAAAAACCUUACUAAAAUCCCAAAAAAUCCCAAAACUAAAAAAAGCUAUGUCGACGAAGUUCUCCGCGCAUCCUGACUUGGCGGUCGAACAAUUGCAACGAGCCGAGCUUGCAGCGCGACAGAACUCAAGCAAAUCACACGCGCAUCAUAGGCGGCAUCACUCUGUCGGUGCGGGGCUAGACAGCGGGCAUAGUACACCGAGUAAGUCUACAACUUUAAUUUCCAAUGCCACAGUAGAUAAGACAAAUUCAAGUGGCGCCGGCGCCGCCAGCGCAGCGGAGCAGGACGCGUACUCACGUUCAUCCCCAAUGCGAAUUUGUAUGCCCAAAACGCAUGACACACCAAAUGUGGAUGUGCUGGACAACAAAUUCGCCUAUAACGCCGAUAGUGUCGAUAUGGAAGAUCGGAUGGUGUUAGCGUAUAUCGAUGAUAUCGAUCUCAAUUGUGACGAUGAGGAUGAUGUUUACAUACGAAAUGCAAAUAGUCGAUCAAGAAACACCAAAGACUGUGUAGACUGUACGUCGUCGUCGUCGUCGUCGACGUUGCGGUGGUCAGCUGCAGGCGUUGCUGCCUCAUCACAACAACAGCCAGAGCAACAAGACGCCACUUCCGUGGAUGAGCCGGAUUACUUGCAGCAUCGCUUUAGUCGAACAGCAGCUAGUUGUAGUAGCCGGCUGCCUCACAACAGCAUCAUCAGCAUUGAUUACUACACCAGCGACCCGCGUGCCUCACCCAUACACGCCAUCAGCGAUGGAUGUGUCAGUGGCUUAAGCAGUGCUUUAAGCUCACCCUCGGCCAGCACCGUAUCGUCGCCACUUUCAACGCCGACAAGACUUGCGCCACAUUUUCAGCAACAAAACCAAAAUAACUACAACGGCAGCAAUUGCUGUCAAAAGUCGCUAACAGCGGGUGUUUGCUGUGGCGGCGGUAGCGCCAACAGCGACAGCGAUAAAAGUUGCAAUCAUCUUCAUCACCACCACAAUCAUCAGCAGCAGACGCCACAGCAUCUUCACAACCAUCAUCAUCAUCAUACAGUGGCUUCAUCUACGUCGCUUAAGUCCACAUCUAAGACGGCGGCGGCUGCAGCGUCGCCGUCGUCGUCAUCAUCAUCAAGCGGAUGUAAAAAGUCACAGAAAUUUGAUCCUCGACUACUCGGCCCGUCACGAUAUCGUCAACUUUUGCCAGUUGUGCUUUGCAUUCUAUCGUUCGCGAUCGUCUUCAGCAUAUUAAUUGUUUACAUGGAUACGACAGUCGUAAACGAAUACACAGACUUAUUCGAAAACGAAGACGAGUACGAAGAGGAAUACGAAUACGAAUAUGAUCACGAAUACGAAAAUAAAUAUAAAGACCAAGGCAAAUGCGAAUACGACGACAAACACGAUUAUGAAGACAAAUACGAAAACGAAUGUGAAGACAAUUACUUAGAUGAAUUCCACGACAAAGACGAAUACGAAUACGGAGAUGUUUACGAAGACAAAGUCGAAUACAAAUAUAAAGUCGAAUGCAAAGAUGAAGACUAA